AUCCCCCUAAAUCGUAUAGAAAUUACAUCAUGUAAUUUCUCUAGACAACAUCGUCUAGAGUAACCUUUUUGUGUUUUUCGAUUUUUCUUGGGAAUUUUUGUGGAUAAAUAGUGAGCCCUGCCAUUUCUGGUUCGAACCAGAUUGGCAGGGACAAGUAAAAGUUGUUCAGAGGAACUACAGGUACACUCUCCAGUGUACGAACUGCCCUCGGUUCUCGCAGCAUCUUUUCGUGACUGUAUUCCUCUCAUUAUUCCUUACUUAACUUCAUACUGCUCGAGUCAUACGUCGGAACGCAUUCUUGUCUGUCUAAUGGAGUCGUCAGGACGCUGGAGCCUUUGCUGCGGGAGCGACCGCAUGCGCCGUGAGGGGGGACAUUCUGGGGCGUCUGAAUGUUGUGCUUCGAGUGAUCUGGGGGCUUGCCCUUAUAACGCUUCGCGUUUGGCCCUUUUAACCAGUGAUCUCAUCAGCGCGGCAUCCGGUCAACCCCUAAAUCCUGCUUUUAUGGUAAAUGCGGCCGAAGAACGUAGAUCUGUGCUGUGGAGCCUUGUUGACUUCUGCAACUCUCACUGCGCGUUGGAUCGUUUCAUUUCGUUGUUCAUGUCGUUGGGGUAUCGUGGAACGAACGUGGAUCUUCCAGGCUCUGGAGACGGAUGGAGGAAGCGCGGAUGUUUGCGGUCGGAUUUUUUUGUUGUUACGCCCGAAGCAAUCUGGGGGCUUGCCCUUACAACGCUCUGCGUUUGGCCCUUAACCAGCGAGCUCGUUGGUGUGGCACCUGUGGAUUCUGGCUGCUUGUUUCCGUAGUUUUUUCUGUCGGUCUCUGUGUUUGCUAGGUUCGCGACUGUCGUAAAAUCAUCUUAAUUGUCAGUUGUUUUCGCCUAUGUUGGUUUGAACAUUUUCAUGUAUUAAAGUAAGUGAAGAAAGUGAAGAAAGUGAAGAAAUCAAGAAAGGAAAGUGAAGUCUCGAACAGAACGAUCAAAAUGAAAGUAACUGCCUUUUUACCCCAGCCGCUCGCCAUACAGAACACCACUACCAGCCGGUGGUUACGUGAUGGCUGUCAGCAGUUAUUGCAUAUUUUGGCAGUUUACGAUGUUGGAUUUAUCAGUGGAGAUGGGAUAGCGUCUGAUCUAUCUACUGUUGCCGUGCUCAUUAUUAUGUUUUUCCGUCGUUUUGUCGGUUUUUAUAAAUUUAUGUAUGCAUUUGUAUCUGCUGAUGUGUGUUGGCUUCCGAAUGAAAAACCAUUUGUAAUGCUGAAUCCACUAUCCAGAAACCACGUUAGGAUAUUCGAAUUUUUGAUCACUCUGGGUUUGCUGCUGAACGGAAUGGAUUUGCGGCAAGUGAUUUCGCCAUUUCGACCGGUUUUGAUUGGCCGUGAGUCGCAGUGCAUUAGCUACCGGAAUACUCUAGUCGUGUGGAUGGAGAAGGAUGACUACUGGCUCGGAUACUUCCCUAGGACAUUAACAGUGCCGAUGGCACCGUGUAGGUUAACUUUGAGGCCUCCGCAGCGCCGACGCGCCUCAUCCCUGCGCCGCGGGACCUACACGCGCAAGCCCAAACCAUGCGAGCAUAUGCACUAGCUGUGGCGAGUAAUACUGGCCGAUCCGCGUACCACACGCCACAUCAGUGUCCCGAUGGAAAAUCCGUCAAGAUUACGAUGUCGCGAACAUCUGAACUGCUCCCGUAUAGCGAUGGCGCUUAACCGGACCAUCACUGCCGCUACGCAGAGCGUCACCAUCACAGCAUCGGCGGGUGACUGGGGACGCGGAGCGGUUUAACAUGCACAUCGCGCGCUGCAUGCUGGACUUAUUGGGGCCAUGGCACUGCAACUGUCCGUCAUGCAGAUCAAAUCCUUCUGCCUGAAAUACAGGGCACCACAAAUACUGACUGACUUCCGGCCACACUGUCAGCGCCUCAUUGUCGAUGCGCCGGAAAAUGGGCGGAUCGCUCUUUGACAGGAUGCGGUCGGAUGUGCAUGACUGGCACAUCCGAUGACGAUGUUCAGACCUUGUUCAGACGAUCUGCAAUUACCGGAAGGCGAACAUGGACUUCAUCAACUCUGAUCCUCCCGAUGGCGGUGCGCACGAACGGGACGCGAUUUGCGCACGGUGGAUCUGGCCCACGACAGCAAACUGGUGUUGUGGGGGAUCAACGACCUGUUCAACAUCUGAAUUCUGUGGAUCCCUAAUAAAUGUAUAAACAGGAAGUGUAUAUACGAGACUACCAAAAGGUCUGUACGUUCAGCAUUAAGUAAACUUAUUCCUAAUUAUAUCGUUAUGUAUUGAUUGGUUAAAGCGCUGUAAUGUGUGUAUCUAAAUUAAAAGUGCCACGGUACAUGGUACCGAAUUCCUGUACAUGCAUGAAAACUUUCGCUUUCCAGCAUUCCCAGACACUUGUUGUUUUGCUUUUGCUGUUUGCAAUUAUGUAACGUAGGUGGCUGUAUGCCGAUCAUAAUCCUAAUCCUUGUUGCGGUAACGGAAUCGGAUGCUGAUCGUCACGCGCAUCCAUCCGAAAAGCAUUUAUGCACGCCAAGAUUUCUUCGGUCUGUGUAUAAGAAAUCGCAGCGACUUCUCGCUAUUUUCUGGCAUAAAAUAGUGAAAACUGGAAGUCAGUGAUGGAAAUCCCUGGGGCUCUAAACUAAGA
Molecule: messenger RNA, 2637 nt
Organism: Paramacrobiotus metropolitanus
Lineage: Eukaryota; Metazoa; Tardigrada; Eutardigrada; Parachela; Macrobiotidae
Exons: 3
Coding region: 978-1574 (198 amino acids)
Source: RefSeq, a predicted model, not a curated record